Messenger RNA from Penicillium brevicompactum, 2493 nucleotides. RefSeq names its product M protein repeat protein. Lineage: Eukaryota; Fungi; Ascomycota; Eurotiomycetes; Eurotiales; Aspergillaceae. The record is from RefSeq and is a predicted model, not a curated record. Bases 1 to 2493 code for a protein of 830 amino acids. Gene Ontology annotation, cellular component: endoplasmic reticulum; Golgi apparatus. The transcript has 4 exons.
AUGGCUCAGGAAUCGAGCACACAGAAGCCAAAAUGGGGCAUGGGAUCGUUCUUCCAGCAGGCAGUGGCCGGUGUCGAGUCUCGACUGGAUCACAUCUUGAUGGACGAGAACGGAAACCAGACCAACUCGAAUGGGAAGCCUGUGGACACUCAGACUGGGGAAACGCCAGCCGCGAAGUCCCCUGUUUCAUCAAUUUCCCGCAGCUCAUCAAGCGCCAAGAGGAAUGACCGACUUCAGGAGCGUCUUGCCCGCGCCAUGGUCAAACAAAACGCUUCGAAUCUAUCAUCGGAGUCCCCGCAAAGCAGAGUUUCGUCGCCCCCUGCUAGCCCGGUACCAAGUAACGGUGCUCGGUCUAGUAUGGACAUUGAUUCUAGCGCUGCGUCCGUCGCAAGUGCACCGGAUGAUUCCAAGUCUGUGCCCGCCGAAGAGGGAGCCGCAAAUGCGUUAGAGUCUCAGAAAUUGAACCGUGAUUCCGAAGAGAUCCCGCGCAUCUCAGCAGACAUUAGCGUGACAGAUUCCGCCCCAAGAGCCUCCGUCGAUGUGGCUCAACCUUCCGUUGAACCCGAGAGGGCCGAGAGCAGUCUUGAUCUACAACGUCAAGGUGAACUUGGUGCCGUUGCUCCGGCUGACAGUCCCCGGGUCAGUGUCGAUGUGAAAUCAGAUGUCACCGAAGACGCGAACCCUGAAACGGCCCGUAUGCAAGCUGAUCACAAAGCUGCUGAAUCCCGAUGGCAGGAGGAAAUGCAUGGCUACAUUGAACGCAUAGACGCAUUACAAUCGAAGCUUAAGUACCUGGCGAAGGACGCUGCAGAAUCAGCCAAGAAUGCGGCUGCGAGCGCCAAGCCAGGUAGCACGCAGAAACAGCUCCUCGAGAAGGAUGAGAAAAUUGCUUUGCUACUUGAAGAGGGCCAAAAGUUGUCCAAAUCGGAAAUGGACCAUCGAACCGUAAUUAAGAAGCUGCGUCAACAACUAAUCGAGACCACGAAAUCGCAGACAGAAAUGAAGAAGAAGACAGAGAAGCUUGAACGUGAUCUGGCCAAUUCUGAGCAGCGAGCCAAACGAGCAGAGGCUGCUGAAAAGAGAACGAACGAAUCAUUGUCCUCCCAAACUAAGUCAACUAAAGACUUGGAGGCUGUUACGAACGAAAGGAACGCUCUCAGUCAAACUGUCCAAGAAAUGAAGUCGCAACUGAGUCGCGCGGUCUCUCGUGCUGAAACUGCAGAAAAUCAGGCGAACUCUGACGCAUUGGACCAAGAGAAGCAACGGGCCGAAGCACUCGAGGAGGAGCUGUCCAAUCUGAAGAUCGAACAUGACAUCAGCAAAGAAAAGGCACAGAAGGAGAUUACCGAACUGCAAGGGAAUGUAGAGCAGGAGAAAGAAAGAGCUCGAAUGCUUGAAGCCGAGCUGAAGAGUGAACAGACUGUUCUGGAAAGCAAGAUGGAGAGUCUUCGGACCCGUGCCGAAGAAGCCUCAUCGGGAGCAACAGGAGAAACCCAGGCCAAACUCCUGCGACAGAUCGAAACUCUUCAAACUCAAUAUGCUGCCGCUAGUGAGAACUGGCACACCCUUGAAGGCUCUUUGCUUUCACGCUUGGCUAGUGUGGAAAAGGAGCGUGACGAUACUGGUCGACGGGAAGGUGAUUUGCGUAAGAAAAUUCGAGAAAUGAACCUCAAGUUUAAGAAGUUCGAAGAAGACUUAGAUAACGCGAAAGAAACCGAGCACGACCUCAACAGCAAGCUCGAGGAGCGUAUGCAGGAGCUGGAGAAGUUGCAGCAGAAGCUUACGAAGGCGCUAGACGAUCUCAGUUCAGCGCAAAAGGAUAUGGCCGAGCAGAAGAAAACCACCGAAGCAACAUGGGUGCAGAAGCUCGAAGACGAGCGGACCAAAUGGAGGGACCAACUGCUGGCAAAUUCUCCUUCGCAGACACGUGGGGUGUCCCCAGUCGCAUCUACCCGGCGCUCGAGCACUCUCGAUGCUCUGGCCCCAGGACUGUCAGACUUCCGUCCACCCAGCCGACGCUCGUCCGCGCCAUCCAUCAGCUUCGAGCCGGAUGAGUACUUUGGGGAUUCGGGGACUCCGGUCACUCCAUCAGCUUACGGCGGUACUCAGGCACCACCGCGGGGCAUCAACGACAUUAUCUCUGAGAAUACUGUCGGAGCUGGCCCAUCUGUCCAGUUAGUCGAGCGCAUGAGUGCGUCCGUGCGCCGCCUCGAGAGUGAGCGGGCUGGCACCAAAGAUGAGUUGGCACGGGUCACGACUCAGCGCGAUGAGGCUCGGCAACAAGUCGUAGACCUGAUGCGCGAGCUCGAAGAAAAGCAGCUCUCUGCUUCUCGCGUGCACGAACUCGAAGCCGAGCUCGAAGAUCUCGACCAGCGAUAUCAGACGACACUGGAAAUGCUGGGCGAGAAGAGCGAGCAGGUCGACGAGCUUAAUGCUGACAUUGCUGAUCUCAAAAAGAUCUAUCGCGAGCUGGUUGACAGCACGAUGAAAUAA